This is a messenger RNA of Fusarium pseudograminearum CS3096, 708 nucleotides long. RefSeq lists its product as uncharacterized. Bases 1 to 708 code for a protein of 235 amino acids. Lineage: Eukaryota; Fungi; Ascomycota; Sordariomycetes; Hypocreales; Nectriaceae. The transcript is spliced from 2 exons. The record is from RefSeq and is a predicted model, not a curated record.
AUGGUGCAAAUCACUCAACUCCUGUCGGGUAUUGCUCUCGCUUCGGGCGUAUUCGGAUCGCCUAUUGAGCGACGUGCGGUCAUUAGCCACGAUGCCGUCGUUGGGUUUCCAGAGACUGUCCCAUCUGGCACUGCUGGAUCACUGUACCUGAAGUACAAGCCUUUCGUCAAGACAUUCAAUGGAUGUGUCUCGUUCCCUGCGGUUGACGCCCAAGGCAAUACAAGCGGAGGACUUGCCACAAGUGGCUCAUCUGAGAGUGGUUGCAGCAAGAGCACUGGUCAAGUCUAUGCCCGAGGCGGCACCUACAACGGCCGAUACGCCAUCAUGUACUCGUGGUACAUGCCAAAGGAUUCACCCUCACCAGGCUUGGGACAUCGCCAUGACUGGGAGAACGCCGUGAUCUGGUUGUCCAGCCAAAGCACAAGUGCCAGUGUUGUUGGCAUGGCUGUUUCCCAACACGGCGGAUAUGACAGGAGGAGUUCAGGCACUUUCUCAGGCAACAGUCCCUUGGUGGGCUAUACCGCCAUCUGGCCGACCAACCAUCAAAUGACCUUUACCGACACCAAGGGUGGCCAGCAGCCCUUGAUAGCCUGGGAGAGUCUGCCUGCUGCGGCGCGCACGGCGUUGACAAACACUGAUUUUGACAGCGCCAACGUUCCUUUCAAGGACGGUGCUUUUGAGUCGAACCUGGGUAAGGCGGCCAUCUGA